Volvox carteri f. nagariensis is the source of this 1819-nucleotide messenger RNA. RefSeq lists its product as uncharacterized. Gene Ontology annotation, cellular component: extracellular region. Bases 343 to 1788 code for a protein of 481 amino acids. Gene Ontology annotation, molecular function: chitin binding. NCBI's taxonomy places the organism in Eukaryota, Viridiplantae, Chlorophyta, Chlorophyceae, Chlamydomonadales, Volvocaceae. The transcript is spliced from 4 exons. The record is from RefSeq and is a predicted model, not a curated record.
UGUCUCUAUAGCUAGCAGGUUAAAACAUAAUUUCAAUAAUUCGCAACACCAGCCGAUUAUGCUCCACGAAGAGCUAAGUGGAGUACGACUACCUUCAUGCGUAUCGCAUAAAAGUGUGGAUAGAUUUUCUCCAAACGUACAUUUAUUUGCGGUGACCUUGAGUAACAUCGCUACAAAUGCCGCGGCCUUGGGCUUCGUGAGCAAGGGACUUCUGCCGCUACCUGAGCACUGUUUGUCUCGUGCCGCUAGCUCCAAUAACCAACUGAACUCGUGCGUCGAUCGGCGAGGUCAAUGCUGCCUUGAGUAACUUCACAGCGGUGCCAACAUCACAGCAAAGUUAAAAUGCUUUCCACUGGCAUCCGGCUGAUCUUGAUCAUGACUGCUUUGGCAGUCAUGUCGGCCAGCAGUCUUAAUGCUCCCACCGCCGCCUCUGAGACUUUUGCUGCAGCUUCCGGCGGCACCUUCCAACAGCAGCGGCACUUGCAAGCUACAUGCACGGAUUUCUGUGCUGGCAAGAACCCAGGCCUCUACGCCAAUCCUUGUGACAGCACCUGCUCUACAUUUAUAAACUGCGCCAAUGGCAUAACAUAUAUCCAGAGCUGUUCUCCAGGAACACUGUUUAACAGCAUCAUCAAUACAUGUGAUUGGCCCAGCAGUUUCCAAUGUGGAGGCGGCGGCAGUCCCGCCUCACAACCACCUACAGUUGCCAAAAAUCCGCCUCCUCCCUCCCCUUCCAACCUGAUCAAACCGCCACCUCCAUCCCCUUCAAAUGUGAAGAAACCGCCACUUCCUUCCCCUGCCAAUACAAUGAAGCCGCCAUCUCCGUCACCCACAAGCAGCUUUAAGCCACCACCGCCUAACCCAAACGGCAGCCUCGUGUUCAGCCCAUAUAAGGAUAUCACAAUCAACAUGGACUGGAACACCAAUGUCAUAUCGACCAUGAUCACGGGCUCCCGGCAGUCAGUCAUCAGUAUCAUGCCAUCCAAUCUGCGUGUGCUGACCUGGGCCUUUGCCACGGGGGACUGUGGCAGUGAGAACUGGGCUGGCGUGACCCCAGCUAGCCUGAUAGCUGCAAACGUCAAUGCAUUCGUAAAUGCUGGCAAGCAGUACAUAAUAUCCACUGGUGGUGCAGCUGGCGCUUUCAGGUGCAGCACGGGCACAGCCUUUAUCAACUUCCUUAAAAAAUAUAACUCAAAUGCCUUAAUCGGCGUCGACUUCGACAUUGAAGCCAACCAGCCACAAUCCGACAUUGCAGAUCUGGUUCAGGGUGUGAAGGCAGCACGUGCAGGCGGUUUCGGACACCUGAGAUACAGCUUCACGAUUGCAACACUAGGGGGAGCCACUGGCAAUCAGCUCAACACGCUGGGCACAUCAGUCCUGAAUGCACUCAAAAAUGCACAGAUGGGCUGGAACAGCAUCUACAUCAACCUCAUGGUCAUGGACUAUGGUGGUGCCUGCACGGUGUUCACCAACGGUGUAUGUAAUAUGGGACAGUCCGCUAUUAAUGCAGCCAAAGCCCUGAACAGCUACUGGGGCGUACCAUACUCGAGCAUUGAAUUGACACCAAUGAUUGGCGGCAAUGACAGUCCUGGGCAGACUUUCACGCUUGCUGACGUUACCACAGUUUCAUCCUUUGUGAAGCAAUAUGGCAUUGGAGGUGUACACUUUUGGUCCCUUGACCGUGAUGUUGACUGUUCACCGGGUGCCGCAUCUGCUACAUGCAACUCGUAUGGCAAGGCUGGCACCCUAGGCUUCACCAAGGCUUUCCUGAGCAACCUUGGCCUGUAAUAACAAAUGCUGAAGUAAUUGUACAUACAUC